CCAAGUGUACUUGGUCUAUCUUGCCUUACUAAUCAUACCUCAGUAAGCUGUAAAAACGGGGGGUUCCUAAAAAAGAAAUCAAAAUUUAUUAUAUUAUCGCCACACUUCCCAUGUACUCCCGAAUGUAAAGGAUUCUGGUCAUAAUUCCAAGUGAUUGCAAAUGGCAUCCGUUGUUGGGAGUCGAAAGAAGGACAAGAGGACAACACUUCAAGAUUUCGAGUUAUCAGUCACAUUGGGAACGGGGACGUUCGGAAGAGUACUUCUUGCAAAGGAUCGAAGAGGUGGAGAAUACUAUGCGCUGAAGAUUAUGAAUAUUAGUGAAGUUAUACGCUUAAAACAAGUCGAGCAUGUACAGAACGAGAAAACAAUCCUCAUGAAGAUAGAUCACCCAUUUAUUGUGAACUUAUUGUGGACCCACCAUGAUCAGACCUUUCUGUACAUGUUACUAGAGUAUGCCUGUGGGGGUGAGCUUUUUACAUAUCUUCGCACCGCUGGACGGUUUAACAAUGGCACAGGACUUUUUUAUGGGGCUGAAAUAGUUUCUGCACUGGAUUAUUUGCAUAGUAUGUCAAUGGUCUAUAGAGACUUGAAACCUGAGAAUAUUUUGUUGGAUCGGGAAGGCCAUGUAAAAAUUACAGAUUUUGGUUUUGCCAAGGAGGUCCAUGAUAA
Messenger RNA from Actinia tenebrosa (Australian red waratah sea anemone), 669 nucleotides. Its product is annotated as cAMP-dependent protein kinase catalytic subunit PRKX. Gene Ontology annotation, molecular function: cAMP-dependent protein kinase activity; ATP binding. NCBI's taxonomy places the organism in Eukaryota, Metazoa, Cnidaria, Anthozoa, Actiniaria, Actiniidae. Gene Ontology annotation, cellular component: cytosol; cAMP-dependent protein kinase complex. The record is from RefSeq and is a predicted model, not a curated record. Gene Ontology annotation, biological process: protein phosphorylation.